Lytechinus variegatus (green sea urchin) is the source of this 2127-nucleotide messenger RNA. RefSeq lists its product as uncharacterized. The transcript has 3 exons. The record is from RefSeq and is a predicted model, not a curated record. NCBI's taxonomy places the organism in Eukaryota, Metazoa, Echinodermata, Echinoidea, Temnopleuroida, Toxopneustidae. Bases 464 to 1234 code for a protein of 256 amino acids.
UAGUGAAUCUUAUUGUAUUGGCCCCACUCGACGACAUGCCGUCACUAUACAAACUCAUUUAGACUAGAUCAGAGCUGACGCGUAUAAUAAUAUACACCAACAAGAGAUCUAAAAUAUAUACAGGUGCAUGACGACCAAUAAUUAAACUGACUUGUUUAAACGUGGACCAUGAAAACGUUGGAUUUAUAUAAUUUGUCGUGUUUGGAGGAAAGUAUAUCGUGAGUGAGGUGAACCCGGUCGAAUAGUAAGUGCAGAAUUCAGACACAUCCUUAACAUGAACAUUCAUGAAUUACAGCAACACAGACUGAACGACUUCACAUAUACGACCACGCAACAAUGAAUUAUUUUCGGGUAUAGACAAAAAUGAUUUAGAUGGUAGUCUAACAAAACAAGGAAAAAUUUACCCGAAGAUGUUUCAUAGAUUAAUAUCAGGAUACUACACCUUCUAAAGAAUACCUAAAAGAUGGCUCAUGACGUUCGUGAUGUCACCGCUACUUCCAAACCAAGAGGUAACUAUUUGGAUCCUCUGAAAGCAUGCUCACUUUCAGGAGAGAACGGAGUGCCUGUAGGAAAAUCAGAAUCAGCAACCUUCUCCAAAUACAACUCCAUCAUCAAACAAUCAAGACGGAAUGCGACAAGGGCUUCCGUGCUCAACGACGUCGAACGGAGUCGAUUUGAUUCCAUCGUCAAGCGAAUGGAAAGCGAACACGUCUACCACACGGCCGUGCUUGAUCGCCAGAAGAGACAAUUCAGAAAAUCUCUACAGGUGCUGGAGAAAGACAGGCGAGCUGUGAAGAGGUAUUUCGAUAAGGGCGGGAAAUGGGUGGCGACGCCACUUAAGCUAGUCGAUGGCGUCAACUCGAAGAGGAAUAGACUUGAAAGACACGACCUACUGCCGCCAAUUGAAGCUGUGGCGGCCGUGCAGGAAGUCGACGCCGAAAUACCAGAGCAUCAAGGUGAUCAACCAACAGUGGACAAUGGGGCUACGGAAGUUGUCGAGCCUGCUCCAGAGCAGGAUGCGAAGGAUGCAUCCAGCAAUCACGUGUCGCGUGGUCCACAAUUCCCAGCCCGUCGUCUGCAAAGCAUGCCCGUUGUAGCAACGUCCAGUACAGUACCAAAGCCGCCACAGAGAUUCUAUACAGGUGAUGAUAUGAACACGAUGAGAGAUCAUAUAAUGAAUCAGGACAAAGAUAAUGACAGUAUGAAAAAGAAUGAUGUUUCUACUUCGAUAUAAGGGUGUUCUUGUCCGGGGUUCUUGUUGCCAGAUGGAUUAGUAGUGCACUAGUGCUAUUUUAUAUUGGUCAAAGUGUGUCGCAAUCUGCCACUGUAUAUGCUUUUUCUUGCAUAGCCGUGGCACUUGCCGUGCUGCACCGAAUCCAGUAUUUAGAAUGGGUCCGGGGAAUGGGGCUUAUAUUUAUUUUAAACCAUUGUUUUUAAAGUAUAGAUAUAUUGACGAUGGUAGAGACAUUUAAUGACGAAAUAUAUGACAAUAGCGGAAUAGCCAUAAUUAUUCUGAAAAUACAAACUCAUUAACUUGGAUGGAUGAUAAAUAGGCCCCUGUUCAACUUGAUUUUUAAAGAACUCGUAAAUUAUUGUAUUUCACUUCAUGAUGAUAUGAAAGACAUAUAAAUUCUUCAAACGUGGAAUCGACUUUGACAAACAAAUAUGAAAUCAGGAAAAUACCGAAUAAUUUUACAAAAUAAAUUGAGAACAAAUCUGUGUUUUGUGGUUUUAUCUUGCUCUGGGUUUAUUAAAAAAGCGCUUGUGUACAUUGCAAAUGAAUUGGUGUAUAUUGUCUGAAUGCAUAAAUACAUUAUUCCAUAUCAAGUUGUAUGAAAUGCACUGUUGAUGUGAGCUUAAAUCUGUGUGUAUUUUUUUAAUCAGUAAUAUGAAUUAAACUGUCAGCAUCGAUGAACAUAAUCACAAAUGACACAUUACUUCAUACAAUGAAUACGAAAAGGAAAAUAAUCAUGAUAUUCCCCCAUGAUAUAUACGUAUAUUCCAAUGGGAUAUCAUGCUAAUUUUAUGACGGCUUAAACAUGUUUUCAAUUAUAUAUUUCUUGCACACCAAUAUGUAUACCAUUGUGUUCAAACACCAUUAGUGAUAGGCCAGCCCUAUCUUAAAAA